AGAAGCGGCGGCUGCGAGGCGGGGACGCGCGCGACCAAUGGAGCUGGUUUUAGCUGAAGCGCUGCUUUCUCAGAGCCAGGACCCCCGCGCCCUGUUCGGAGCGCUCUGUGUCUGGGAGUCCCCGACCCCCGCGGAGCGCGUGGAGACGUUAAGGUUCCUUCUGCAACGUCUCGAGGAGGAGCAGGAGGGUGGCGGCGGCGCGAGCGCGCGUCCCGCGGCGCAGUUGCUGCAGGAGGCUGUGCGCGAGGUCGCGGAGGGGCACCUCAUGCCGCUGCUUCGGAGCCUGCGGACCAGCCGGGCGGGGGCGCCGGACGGGGAGUCCUCGGUGCUUCGCGACCGCCGGCGCCGCGUGCUGAGGGCCGCGUGCGGGGCCCUGCGCUCGUGCGCCAGCCUGGCCGGGGGCCCCCAGCUGGCGGCCGGGUUGGUGCACGAUGCGCUCCGCGACCUGCUCACCCUGAAGCCCGUGGCAGGCUCGGAGGAGGAGGCGGCGGCUCAGGCAGCUCCGGGGGAGCGCUGUGAGCUGGGCGCCGAGGAGGCCGUGGAGGUGCUGGUGGCCGUGGGCCCUUGCCUGCGGCCCCGCGAGGAUCGAGCGCUGCUGGAGCGCGUGGCCCGGGAGGCCCUGGCUGUGGCGCUGGGGGACGAGGAGGCCGAGGAGCGGGCGGCGGCACUGGUGGCCGGGCGGCUGCUGCCGGCGCUGGGUCGGAGCAGCGCCCUCGAGCUCCGAGCGCUGUGGGACGGGCUCCUGCCCCGAGAGGAGGAGGAGGAGCCGGAGCCGGCGCCCAACGCGCCCCGCGUCGCCAGGCUGCUGCUGGUGCUGAGUGCCCUGGCUGACAGGCUACUGCCCACCCCGGGCGUGGGCGGAGCUUGGGUCGCCCCCGAGGGGGAGGUGCCCGAUGCGAGGCGGUGCCCUCGCUUCUGGAGGGCGGUGCAGGCUGGCCUAGGGCACGCCGACGGGCUGACCCGCAAGAGAGCUCGCUAUCUGCUGCAGAGGGCCGUGGAGGCUUCCGCGGGGCUCGGGGCCGAGUGCAGCUGCGGGGCCCACCAUGCAAACGAACCAAGUCUGUUUUGGUGGUCAGAUAAGAAAAAAGAAGAACUCUUGAAGUUUUGGGAAAACUAUAUUUUAAUAAUGGAAACUCUAGAAGGAAAUCAGAUACAUGUUAUAAAACCUGUCUUACCAAAGCUAAACAGUCUGUUUGAUUAUGUAGUGUCAGAGGAAAAAGCAUGUUGGCUCCUUCAUCCAUCCUGGCAUAUGUGUAUUUAUACAAGAAUGUUUGAAAGUGAAAACAAAACCCUGACCAAAGAAGGCAUUAUGCACUUUUUGGAGCUUUGUGAAACAAAGGGUCUUCCAGGUGCACCAGGAUUUUCUGAGGUUCCUUUCCUGCUCCUUGAACCAGCACAUGAACCCUCUUCUCAGUAUCCCAAACUUUUAUAUCAGUUUAUUAUUGGACCACUAAUGGAAGCCCUUUCAGAAAGUUCUUUAUAUAGCAGGUCUCCAGGCCAAAAGAUAGGAAGCUGUUCCCCUUUGGGAAUGAAAUUACAGACAUUUUUAGUCACUUAUGUUUCCCUCCUUCCAGAAGACAUAAAGAAUAGUUUCCUAUUGAAAUUUAUUAAGAAGAUGACAAGUAGGCACUGGUGUGCUGUUCCCAUUUUAUUUCUGUCCAGGGCUCUGGCACACAUCCCACGAUGUAAAGUACUUGGGGUAGAAGGCCUCCUUGCUCUCAGGGAUGUUCUUCAGUGUACUAUGAUUACACAUCAGAUUCUUUUGAGGGGAGCAGCUCAGUGCUACCUUCUUCAAACAGCUAUGAAUUUGAUAGAUGUGGAAAAGGUGUCAUUAUCAGAUGUCUCAAAUUUCCUCAUGUCCUUGAGACAAGAAGAAUCCUUAGGCAGAGGUACUGCACUGUGGACAGAGCUCUGUGACUGGUUACGGGUUAAUGAGAACUGCUUUGGAGAAAUCCCCAGCUGCAAUGGCUUUUCUGACAGGUCUUCCUUAAAUGUAUAUGUACAAACUCUGGUGCAAGACUAUGUUAAGUCACCUACCUUGGAAACAGGAGGAAAUUGCUUUAUGCCUGAUUGGUAUGAAGCUAAACUUGUUGCUGUGAUGAUCUUGCUUGCUGCAGAUGUGGAGGAAAUGAAAAAUAAAUAUAGUGAAAAGAAAACACAGAAUGAAUUAAAGGCUUUCUUGAAUCCUCUUAUGGAUGUCCUCAUGAAGCUUGGCAAAAAUGCGUACAUACCUUUGUUGAAAACUGACAAAUGCUUACAGUUGUUACUGAAGUUAAUACAAAGUUGUUCAUCAAAAGGUUCCCUAACACAAGAUGAUGGAGUAUUAACUCUUCUUCAGAAUUCUGUCAUGUCCACUACAGAAAGUAUUUCUGAGUUUAUUGUUAGAAAACUAACUGUCAGUGAAUUGAGUACUGUCUCAGAUCUAGAACGCUGUCACCUAUACUUGACAAUGUUAUCUGAACUUGUAAAUUUACAUGGGAAGAUUGGUUGGAAAAACAGUAACUCCAUUUGGAGAUUCCUUUCCCUUUUAAAAAAUGCAUCCAUUCUGCACCUGCAAGACAUGAGUGGUGAAAAGGAACCAAGACUUGGUAAACAGAUUCAGAAAGUAGUUAGUAUGGCAUGCUUGGCAGUGGUCUGUGGGAUCUUCACCCAGAAGCCAGAUCUGCAUCUUGAUUCCCCAGAUAUUGGAAUUUUGGAAAAAUUUAUUUCUUCUUUUCACCUCAACCAGAUAGUAGGAAAGCCACAUGCUGAGGAACAAAACAGUUUAUUUGAAGAAUCAUCCUCUUCACAGGGAUGGGGAAGAGUAGUUGCACAGUAUGUUCAUGAUCAGUGGCUCUGCCUCUCAUUCCUAUUAAACAAAUACCAUACCCUUAUACUAACCACAGAGGGUGAGAUGCUGGAACCCUUUCUGCAUGUUGUUCCAAAACCAUUAAGCACUUUGCAGUCUGCAUUAGAAGCUCUUACUAUCCUCCCUUCUGAUCAAGUUUUACCAGUGUUUCAUUGCAUGAAAAUACUGGUUCCUAAGCUUCUUUGUUCCUCUGAAUCACUCUGCAUUGAGUCUUUUGAUAUGGCUUGGAAAAUUAUAUUUUCUUUGAGCAACACACAACUGAUAUUCUGGCCUAAUUUAAAAGCUUUUGUCCAGUUUGUCUUUGAUAUAAAAAUUCUUACUCUUGCUGCCAGAAUCAAGGGCCGGUCAUAUUCAAAAAUAAAGGAGAUUAUAUAUAAGAUAAUUGAAAUGUCCACGACAAAGACUGGGGUCUUCAAUAUAUUGAUAAGUUAUUGCUGUCGAUCUUGGAUAAUGCCUACUUCAGAUGAUUUGACUCCAUUCCAAGAUCCAUUCUCAAGUGCUAGAGAUUAUAUUGAACUUCUUGUUGAAGGCUGCAUCUUUGGAACUGUGUUUAGGCGAGAUCAAAGACUUAUACAGGAUAUACAAGCCUUCAUAGAAAAUCUUGGACAUGAAUGUGCAGCAAAUACUGUCACAGAAAAUACUAACAGAGAUGACCAUUAUGUGAGAGUUUGCGCUAUCAAAUUCCUUUGUUUAUUGGAUGGAUCAAAUAUUUCCCACAAGAUGUUUAUAGAAGAUCUUGCAAUCAAGCUACUAGAUAAAGAUGAGCUGGUAUCCAGAUCUAGAACACGCUAUUAUGUGAAUUCUUUGCAACACAGAGUUAAAAAUAGAGUGUGGCAGACUCUACUUGUACUCUUCCCCAAAUUUGACCAGAACUUCUUGGAUCAGAUUAUUGGCAGGAUUUUUGAAGCAGGAUUUGUCAAUAACCAGGCAUCCAUAAAAUAUUUAAUAGAAUGGAUUAUUAUUUUGAUUCUUCAUAAAUUUCCUCAGUUUCUUCCAAAGUUCUGGAAUUGCUUUUGUUAUGGUGAAGAAAAACUCAAAAUGACUAUUUGUACAUUUUUGUCAGUUUUGUCACAUUUGGAUAUUAUUAUUCAGAAUAUAUCUGAGAUGAAACCAGUUUUAAAACAAGCUCUUACUGUCGUACUCCAGUGGUGUUUCAACCAUAAUUUUAGUGUUCGACUUUAUGCUUUAUUAGCUCUUAAGAAAAUCUGGGCUAUGUGCAAAACUUUGCAUGUAGAGGAGUUUGAUGCUUUGACUUCUGUUAUAGAAUCCAGCCUUCAUCAAGUGGAAAAUAUGCAUGGAGCAGGGAAUGCCAAAAAGAAUUGGCAAAGAAUUCAAGAACAUUUCUUUUUUGCAACAUUUCAUCCACUUAAGGAUUAUAGCCUAGAGACCAUAUUUUAUACCUUUCCACGCCUUUCAGAACUUGUUGAAGAUGAGUGGAUCGCCAUUGGUAAAUUCAUAAAAUUCACUGACAUUCCGAUAGAUCCAGCAUUUCAGUGGUACCUUUCUCAAACUGAACUUUGUGAACUAAAACCAAGUGACUGGUCUCAGCAAGAUAUAGGUUCCAGUUCAAUUGAGGGAGACAACCAGUCAGAAUGGAUUGAUGUUCAAAAGAAGAUGAUUCCUUGGAAAAAUAAUGUUCCUGAUUUAGAACUCGAUCUGGUAUUUCAGGAUCGUGCUGCUAAACUUGGAAAAUCCAUUAGUAGAUUGAUUGUAGUAGCUUCACUCAUUGAUAAGCCAACCAAUUUAGGAGGUUUGUGCCGGACCUGUGAAAUAUUUGGGGCCUCAGCUUUAGUAGUAGGUAGUCUUCAUUGUAUCAAUGAUAAACAGUUUCAGCAUCUCAGUGUUUCUGCAGAACAGUGGCUUCCUCUGGUGGAGGUAAAACCACUUCAGCUUGUUGAUUACUUACAGAAGAAAAAAACAGAAGGCUAUACUAUCAUUGGUGUGGAACAAACUGCCAAAAGUUCAGACUUAACAGAAUAUUGUUUUCCUGAGAAAUCUCUGCUUUUACUAGGAAAUGAACGUGAGGGAAUCCCAGCAAACCUGAUUCAGCAUUUGGAUGUGUGUGUGGAAAUUCCUCAACAUGGCAUCAUACGCUCCCUUAAUGUUCAUGUGAGUGGAGCUCUACUAAUUUGGGAGUAUACAAGGCAACGGAUGAUCAAGCAAAGAGAUAUAAAGUAAUUACAAAAAGACAAAGUUUCAUGCCUUAUCUAAACUUAUUGGUGCUGUUGAGAUAUUUUUAAACUCUAUAUACACUUAUGGAAUAGGCAAAACUUUUAUUGAGGAUAAUUUUGUAUUGUUUUUUGUGGUAUGCUAUAUUUUUUUUAAUGCUUUAAAAUAUUAAAUUAUAACUUUGUAAUAACAAGCAACUUUUGUUAUUGAGUGUUUAUUCUUUAAUAAAAAUGUUAGUUGUGUGUUACAACUAAGAAUCAUGGCUCUAUAAUCAUAUUUCAUUUCAAGAAAUAUUAAGCUUUUCCAGAUUUGUUCAGUCAUGUAUCAGGCAAGUAGAUGAUACAAAGUUUAGAAAGGACACAAU
Molecule: messenger RNA, 5381 nt
Organism: Dromiciops gliroides (monito del monte)
Lineage: Eukaryota; Metazoa; Chordata; Mammalia; Microbiotheria; Microbiotheriidae
Gene: TARBP1
Product: TAR (HIV-1) RNA binding protein 1
Exons: 31
Coding region: 38-5026 (1662 amino acids)
Biological process (GO): tRNA methylation
Molecular function (GO): tRNA (guanine) methyltransferase activity; RNA binding
Source: RefSeq, a predicted model, not a curated record